AUGGCAUCUUCUGCAGAGCUGGACUUCAACCUGCAGGCUCUUCUGGAGCAGCUCAGCCAGGAUGAGUUGAGCAAGUUCAAGUCUCUGAUCAGAACAAUCUCCCUGGGAAAGGAGCUACAGACCGUCCCCCAGACAGAGGUAGACAAGGCUAAUGGGAAGCAACUGGUAGAAAUCUUCACCAGCCACUCCUGCAGCUACUGGGCAGGGAUGGCAGCCAUCCAGGUCUUUGAAAAGAUGAAUCAAACGCAUCUGUCUGGGAGAGCUGAUGAACACUGUGUGAUGCCCCCACCUUAA
This is a messenger RNA of Homo sapiens (human), 294 nucleotides long. RefSeq names its product pyrin domain containing 2 (gene PYDC2). The record is from RefSeq and is marked validated. The transcript has a single exon. Bases 1 to 294 code for a protein of 97 amino acids. Lineage: Eukaryota; Metazoa; Chordata; Mammalia; Primates; Hominidae. Gene Ontology annotation, cellular component: cytosol; nucleus; cytoplasm. Gene Ontology annotation, biological process: negative regulation of non-canonical NF-kappaB signal transduction; regulation of interleukin-1 beta production.